AUGACGUAUUAUGAUAUUGAUGACAUCAUGCUUAAUGAACAAAAGAUUCCUAUUACAUUCAAUCACACUGUAUUAAACUUUGGGUUACUGGGAUCAAGAGCGUGCAAGACUAUUUCAGCAGGCAAGAAGGUCGAUGCACCUUAUUUCCUUGUUGGCUUUUUACUCAGAAAUGGACAUUGCAAUCUUUCGAGUGAAUUCAACAACGAGAAGGUGAUGGAAGACAUCCGCGCAAAACCCUCUGCAGUUGAUCUAAGAUCUGUGUGUCCAUAUUUUUUCUAUCUGCAUUCAAUACUUGCAGACAGCAAUGCUCUACUUGCUGAGUUCUUCUAUGAACGAAUAGGCGAUUACUCGCCACUCAUUCUCAAAGAUACUUUCUCUGAAGACGAUGUGUGGAAGCUUGAGAUGACAGAAAGACAACUGAUAAUCCGAGCCAGAAGAAUAUUUCAGAGAUUUAAGAUAUUCUUUAUGUAA
Ordospora colligata OC4 is the source of this 471-nucleotide messenger RNA. RefSeq lists its product as uncharacterized. Bases 1 to 471 code for a protein of 156 amino acids. Gene Ontology annotation, biological process: mitotic DNA replication initiation. The transcript has a single exon. Gene Ontology annotation, cellular component: GINS complex. Lineage: Eukaryota; Fungi; Microsporidia; Ordosporidae. The record is from RefSeq and is a predicted model, not a curated record.